CGUCAUAAAUGGCGGAAAUUAUUUGUUUCCGUUCGUUAUGUUAGUGUUAUGCUUGAAGUAAGAUUUGCGGUGCUACCAUGUGUGUGAGGUUCAAGUUUAGCGAGACUGUACGUGAGCGUAUCUCCAUCCUCACCGGAAUCCUGCAGCUAUUGCUGGCUUUGUUCGGCCUGACACUGAUUUGUUUCUCCAUCUAUAUGAAGGUUCGGAUUGAAAGCAAGAUGCUGUUGUUGGAGAGUUACAGUUCGGGCACGCUCCCGUAUUUUCUCAUUUCUGUCGGCUGUUUAAUGUUUGUCAUUCAUUCGUUCGGCGCCAAGAUAUCUUUCGACUGCAGUUCAGUGGAAACCCGUGGACGCUUCCGGAAUGUGUUUGUCUGUUUCUUUGUCACCCUCUGUGUUCUCAGCCUGAUUGUGAUGGCGGCAGGAUGCAUGUGCUUCGCUCACAUGGGUAUCAUCCAAGACUCUCUCCACCAAGGACUGUACACGGCACUGAAGAUGUACAAAAGCGACCAGGGGAUCAAAGAGGCGGUGGACAGACUACAGCUUGACUUCCGGUGUUGCGCCAGCAAAACUUACAGAGACUGGUUCCAUGUCAGCUGGAUCAGCAACAAAUACAUCAACACGGAACAUGAAGAUAUUAAAAAGAAUAUGCGAGACGGCGAGCUCAUCACGGACAGUGUCCCCUUCAGCUGUUGUAGCGUGAUGUCGCCUCGCCCGUGCAUACACAAUCACGUCAACGACAGCAAGGCCAACAACCACUAUAGUGACGUCACACUCUACAAAGACGGAUGCACGGGUGUCCUCGGGCGUUAUUUCUCCGACACAGUGCUGACGCCGGCGGCCAAUACAGUUUUUGUCGCAUUUGGUGUUGAGGUGUUGGUCAUCAUCCUGUUCCGGUACCUGCAGACCUCCAUCAUCAGUGCGUGGGAGGAGGGGGAUGAUGCGGGCCCGGGGGAUGCCUUCUGUAUGGAUGGCUGUUCCUUGCUGUGUUGUGAUGGAUCUGACCCCAACAGAUACCUCAGAAAACGGGACAGAGAUGCAGAGCUGGCUGAGGACUAUGACACGAGCGGCGAAGGUGGUGCAGGAGGCGCCGGGGGUGGUGCAGGAGGGGCCGGGGAAGGGGGAGGACCUGGAGCCGGUGGUGAGGAUGAUGGAGCGGGCUCGUCUGAGAAGAAGAAAAAAGACCAAAAAUCCAAAGGCAAAGAGAAGCAGAAAUCAGAUAAGAAUAAGGAUGGAAAAAAUAAAAAAAAGAGCAAAGACAGUCCUAAGAAAAAACCCAGCCCCAAAUCUGCCAAAAAAGGCGCAAAGAAAGCAAGCCCAAAGUCCAAAGGGGGUUUUAAGGGUAAAAUGGGAAGAAAGCGAAAAUAGAUGUUGAUCAAGAGAACCCGUUGCCAUCGUCAUUAAUCAUGCCAUUUGAGCACAUAUACCACCUGGGUCGACAUUGUCAUAACUGCAUGUUGAGCAUAUAUACCACCUUGGUCGACAUUGUUAUAACUGCAUGUUGAGCAUAUAUACCACCUGGGUCACCAUUGUCAUAACUGCAUGUUGAGCAUAUAUACCACCUGGGUCGACAUUGUCAUAACUGCAUGUUGAGCAUAUAUACCACCUGGGUCGAUAUUGUCAUAACUGCAUGUUGAGCAUAUAUACCACCUGGGUCACCAUUGUCAUGACUGCAUGUUGAGCAUAUAUACCACCUGGGUCGACAUUGUCAUAACUGCAUGUUGAGCAUAUAUACCACCUGGGUCGACAUUGUCAUAACUGCAUGUUAAGCAUAUAUACCACCUGGGUCACCAUUGUCAUGACUGCAUGUUGAGCAUAUAUACCACCUGGGUCGACAUUGUCAUAACUGCAUGUUGAGCAUAUAUACCACCUGGGUCAACAUUGUCAUAACUGCAUGUUGAGCAUAUAUACCACCUGGGUCGACAUUGUCAUAACUGCAUGUUGAGCAUUUAUACCACCUGUGUCGACAUUGUCAUAACUGCAUGUUGAGCAUAUAUACCACCUGGGUCACCAUUGUCAUAACUGCAUGUUGAGCAUUUAUAACACCUGGGUCGACAUUGUCAUCACUGCAUGUUGAGCAUAUAUACCACCGGGGUCACCAUUGUCAUAACUGCAUGUUGAGCAAAUAUACCACCUGGGUCGACAUUGUCAUAACUGCAUGUUGAGCAUAUAUACCACCUGGGUCACCAUUGUCAUCACUGCAGGUUGAGCAUAUAUACCACCUUGGUAACCAUUGUCAUAACUGCAUGUUGAGCAUAUAUACCACCUGUGUCGAGAUUGUCAUAACUGCAUGUUGAGCAUAUAUACCACCUGGGUCACCAUUGUCAUAACUGCAUGUUGAGCAUAUAUACCACCGGGGUCACCAUUGACAUAACUGCAUGUUGAGCAUAUAUACCACCUGGGUCGACAUUGUCAUAACUGCAUGUUGAGCAUAUAUACCACCUUGGUCACAAUUGUCAUGACUGCAUGUUGAGCAUAUAUACCACCUGGGUCGACAUUGUCAUAACUGCAUGUUGAGCAUAUAUACCACCUUGGUAACCAUUGUCAUAACUGCAUGUUGAGCAUAUAUACCACCGGGGUCACCAUUGACAUAACUGCAUGUUGAGCAUAUAUACCACCUGGGUCGACAUUGUCAUAACUGCAUGUUGAGCAUAUAUACCACCUGGGUCACCAUUGUCAUCACUGCAUGUUGAGCAUAUAUACCACCUUGGUAACCAUUGUCAUAACUGCAUGUUGAGCAUAUAUACCACCUGGGUCGACAUUGUCAUCACUGCAUGUUGAGCAUAUAUACCACCUGGGUCACCAUUGUCAUAACUGCAUGUUGAGCAUAUAUACCACCUGGGUCACCAUUGACAUAACUGCAUGUUGAGCAUAUAUACCACCUGGGUCGACAUUGUCAUGACUGCAUGUUGAGCAUAUAUACCACCUGGGUCACCAUUGUCAUAACUGCAUGUUGAGCAUAUAUACCACCUGGGUCGACAUUGUCAUCACUGCAUGUUGAGCAUAUAUACCACCUGGGUCACCAUUGUCAUAACUGCAUGUUGAGCAUAUAUACCACCUGGGUCACCAUUGACAUAACUGCAUGUUGAGCAUAUAUACCACAUGGGUCGACAUUGUCAUGACUGCAUGUUGAGCAUAUAUACCACCUGGGUCGACAUUGUCAUCACUGCAUGUUGAGCAAAUAUACACAACUCUUAAGUCACGGGGGGGGCACGGGUGGCCCAGUCGUCUAAGGCCCCGCGAUUCGCUGUGCAGAGUUGUGUCCCUUGGGCAUGCCAGAAACCUAUGAUUGUGGGUUCGAAUCCCGGUUCGCCCCA
Haliotis rufescens (red abalone) is the source of this 3313-nucleotide messenger RNA. Its product is annotated as photoreceptor outer segment membrane glycoprotein 2-like. The record is from RefSeq and is a predicted model, not a curated record. NCBI's taxonomy places the organism in Eukaryota, Metazoa, Mollusca, Gastropoda, Lepetellida, Haliotidae. Gene Ontology annotation, biological process: visual perception. Gene Ontology annotation, cellular component: membrane. The coding region runs from base 78 to 1364 and encodes 428 amino acids. The transcript has 4 exons.